CUGCUCUCAGCGGUCACGCUCCGCCAGCAGCGCUGGCUCCCUCCGAUUUCCAACUCGCUGUGGAUUGUGGGAAUCAGGGACACUGCCCAGGCUUGUUACCGGAGACCCGAGAGCUAUUUUUUUCCACCCGCGCCGUCUCAUCAUAACACAGGUAGCAUCCCCAACACCAUGUCUAGCAGAGGAGGAAAGAAGAAGUCUACCAAGACUUCCCGGUCAACCAAGGCUGGGGUCAUCUUCCCUGUGGGGCGCAUGCUGCGCUACAUCAAAAGGGGGUUGCCCAAAUAUCGCAUCGGAGUGGGAGCACCUGUUUACUUGGCAGCUGUCCUUGAAUACCUUACAGCGGAGAUCCUGGAGUUAGCAGGCAAUGCAGCGAGAGAUAAUAAGAAGGGUCGUGUAACACCGAGACACAUCCUGCUGGCCAUAGCAAAUGAUGAAGAGUUGAACCAGUUGCUGAAAGGUGUGACCAUUGCAGCAGGCGGAGUCUUGCCCAAUAUCCACCCAGAGCUGCUGGCUAAGAAAAGAGGUGCCAAGGGGAAGCUGGAGACACCUGUUUCACCUGCUCCAGAAAAGAAGCCCAAGACAGUCAAGAAAACAGCAGCUAAGAAAAUGAGCGGGAAAAAGGCAGGAGGGAAAGCAAAGAAACAGGGGGAGGUAAGCAAGGCAGCGUCAGCAGACAGCACCACAGAGGGAUCUCCAGCUGACAGUUUUACUGUGCUUUCUACAAAGAGCCUCUUCCUGGGUCAAAAGCUAAACCUCAUCCACAGCGAGGUCAGUAACUUGGCUGGCUUUGACGUGGAGGGGGUCAUCAGCCCCACCAAUGCUGAACUUGAACUUAAAGACGAUCUAGCCGACAUAUCCAUCGUGGAGAGCGACGCUGUCGUUCACCCGACCAACACCUCCCUCUAUACAGGUGGUGAAGUAGGCUCUGCUCUGGAAAAAAAGGGAGGAAAGGAGUUCAGUGAAGCGUUGCUGGACCUGAAGAAGAAAAAUGGCCCUCUGGAAGUGGCCGGUGCCGUUUUGACUGCUGGGUUCGGCCUGCCUGCAAAGUACGUCAUCCACUGUAACAGUCCGGGCUGGGGCUCUGAUAAAUGUGAGGAGUUGCUGGAAAAGACGGUAAAGAACUGCCUGGCAUUGGCAGAUGAGAAGAAACUCAAGUCUGUGGCUUUCCCCUCCAUUGGUAGCGGAAGGAAUGGCUUCCCGAAGCAGACGGCAGCUCAGCUGAUCCUGAAGGCCAUCUCCAGCUACUUUGUGGCCACCAUGUCUUCCACCAUCAAGACCGUCUACUUUGUGCUGUUUGACAGCGAGAGCAUUGGGAUUUACGUGCAGGAAAUGGCCAAGCUGGAGACGAGUUAAAGUAUGGAAUUUUGUGUUGGCCUGUUUUUUUUUGUUUGUCUCUUUUUUUUGUUUUUGUUUCCCGAAAGGAGCUUGGAAGGUGAUCACUGAUGAUUUGUUAGACAUGAAGAGAACAAGAAAAAGAAGAAUCCUAAAGGUGGACAACUUGUUUUUCAUUUCGUUUGUGUAUUUCCUAUAUUGUUUUAUAUUUCUUAUAUACUUGUCACCUCUGGUGUUUAAACAUAGAUGUGCACUGUUCAUUCAGCUGCCUUUCAAGUCAAGAUUCUUCAAUUUAAAUUUAGUUCUCCAAAUAUAAUAGCUAAAAGAAGUUAUGAGACAUAGCUACACCUCAGUUCCAGAGACUUCCGGAGAAAUACGGGUUUAAUGCAUGUAAAGGCUGAAAAGUUAACAAAACAACUGUUCUCUUUCUGUUGAUCUCAGUAUCACAAAGCAUCGAAUUAUGUGUCGUAUUUUUGAGUGUUAUCUCUGCAGUUUAGAAACAUCUGUUGUUGUACUGUAUAUUGAAAAGGUAAAGUGUAACGAGAAAUUCUGUUGAAUCUGAUUUGGUCUUGAAGAGACUUGAAUAACAGAAUGGUUUUUUGUGUUGCUUGUUGCAAAAUCAUUUUUUUGCCUUUGUUUACAUAGGCGGAAUAUUUCCACAGUGUGCUGCAGGGACCUUUAAUUUCCAAAUGAAAAAUAGAAAAUAAGGAGUUUCAUUGUGAUGUGAAUUCAAUCACCUGAUGGGUGCCCUUUGGAGGCAAUCGCCGACUGGAGAUUGGAGGUUUUUGCAGGACACCGAUACUUUCUAUUGCGUAUCCCUCUAAGUGUUUAUACAUAUAUAUAUAUAACAUAGAAGUAUUUGUGAAACGUUUUAAUUUUCACACAGAUUCUAAAUGGCAAAGGAUUUGAAAGAAGAAGAAAAAAAGAAAGAUGUUAUUUGUGUGUGUUUUUGUCUUUGUUAAGCCAUAAAACAAAUUUAUUCAUUAUUGCUGGAAAUGGAGGCCCUCUGCUGUUGCUUUUGGUUUACUCCUUCACUCAGCAGCCACCAGAUGGCUCCCUCUGAUAAAGCAUCAGUGUCAUCUCAGCCAUUCUUUUUUGGUGCUGCAGCAGACCUCUGAUCGAUUUAAGUUGGAUUUGAAUUGGUAAUGAUGGACAUUUAUGUAGAGGAACCCAGCUGAUCUGCUGCAUUUGGACUUUUCGAGAGCCUAACUUUCUUAUAACAGGAAAAAAAAUAGCUUUCUAAAUAACUGCUACAGUUGAUUCUACAAAAGGUCUGUACACUCCGGUAAUAAAAUACCUUUAAAAA
Menidia menidia (Atlantic silverside) is the source of this 2638-nucleotide messenger RNA. The record is from the annotation of a GenBank genome assembly. Lineage: Eukaryota; Metazoa; Chordata; Actinopteri; Atheriniformes; Atherinopsidae.